CUUAUUCUCUGUGGCACCCAUCUUUUAGUUAACACUCCGCCUUUUUCGCGUUGCUUGCGCCCUAUCUCCCUCCCCUCUUACUUUACCUUACCUUACCUUACCUUAGGUUAGGUACCUGAUAACCAACCUGAUAUACACGCUAUUAGGGGAAUCUAUAGCUAUUUCUUACUUUCUAAUACGCCAGCCCCGGCUUGCUUACGCUUUAAUAUUCGCCGGCCGAACCAUAUCCCCUGAAAAAACCGACGCUACUGGAUAUAACCUGUCUUCAUCCCGGGCCGUUGUUGACUCACCCCCUUACUUCAAUCUUUGUUGAUCAACUUCGACACCUAAACACGUCAACCCGUGAGGUCCUUCCUACAUCGCGUAACCAUGGUUUCCGACGAGACGUUCGAGAUAUGCCUUCCUGUUCUGCAGGAUCCGAAUCUUGACGACGACGACAAGACGGACAAAAUCGAGGAGCUCCUAAAGAAUGAGACACCCCUGAGUGGUUCGGCUUUGGAGAAUGCGGUACUGGAUGUGCUAUGGCGAUACCGCGAAGGGGGAGGCAGUGCGACUUCACCUCCCCCGAUACGACAGACUAUCCUUCGUCGGCCUUCUCCAGCCUCGUGGCGGGGCUCGUCAACUCCUUUGUCGGGCUCACCUCGAUUAGGGGUAAGCCCCCUGGCCCCGCCGGGCUUUAUUCCGACAAGCCUCAGCCGGACUAAGUCCUCGACCGUAUCGCCCUUCUCAUCCCCGCGUCCAUCACCGCGACUCGCAUUCUCCGCCCCGGUAAUACCCCAUAGUCCGAAUCUAAAUGCCUACGAAUUUGCCAAUGACACGAGCCCUUCUCAAGAAAUAUUCGGUGACUUGCAGGCUGAAAAUGUUGAUUGGUUAGUGAAUGACGAUGCACUCAGUAUUGCUUCCUCUGUGGGCACGUCCAGCGGCCUCAACGCUGCAGCUCCCGAGUACGUGUCUGCUCAGCAGUGGGAUAUGACACCGUAUGAUAUGCUGCGCUCGAUCCUAGGACAAUCCAAGACUGAUGAAGAGAUCGAGUUGGCGCUUUCUAUGCACGGAUACGACCUCAGUGCUACCAUUGCGUCCAUAAUGGAGUCUCAAGCUCAAGACUCGACGAAUGUUUCAGGACUUACUCCCGAAUCGAAGAGCGUACUUAUUGGCAAAUCUAUGACACCAGAUGGAAGACCUACGACACCAUCAACUCAGGGGAAAGCUGGCAUAAUAUGCAAGUUCUACCUCUCUACUGGCCAGUGUCUCCGAGCAGACUGUCGAUUCAGUCAUGAUCUUAGCAACCAUCUCUGCAAGUACUGGGUUACGGGCAACUGCUUGGCCGGGGAUACGUGCAUUUUCUCCCAUGAUCCAGCUCACCUUAUAAACCGCCUCAACGUGGACGAUAAUAACACCCCACAGAAAAGUCAGAACCUACAGGUUCAGGAUUUCAGCUCUUUCCCGUCCCUACGACCAGGCACUCCGGAGCUGAAUCCUUAUGCUGCUAGUUUUAGUUACCCAGCCUCCGGCGUAACCCCACCACCUGGACUGAAGCCCUACGGAGGCAAUGACAAUUCCCGCCCUCGCUCGCGGCCGGGAAGCCGGCAUCAGGCCAAAGAGGGUAUGAGUGCGCCCCCAAUAGAUGAUAAUGAUGCAUUCCCCUCUCUUGGAUCUGCGUCUGCCAAGCCUAACAAGAAACACCAUGGUAAACGUGGUGGCCAUGGCCAUGGCCACAAAGAUAACUUCACACCAAGUUCUCUUGCGGAUAUCGUAAAAAUGUCACCGUCUCCUGGGCCCGGAUCUGGGUCCAGUCGGCAAGAAUCGAAGAAGAUCGGCCGCAAUGGAAGUGCUAGUAGUAUUAAGAAUGGAGAAAACAGUGCUGCCGCCCAAAAUAUCCCCAUGCCCAGACACAUUCCGUGGCUGGAAACAGGAGAAAAGGCAAAUAAGGCUUAUCUGAAGGCUCGCCAGGAGGCUAUCAAACAUGGUGGGCUCCGUAACAAGUUCUUACAAAGCGCUGCGCAAGCUUGGAACCGCAACGAUGCUCGAGCGGCGAAGGCUCUUAGUCUCCGAGGACAGAGCGAGAAUGACCUGAUGCGAAAAGCUCACCGGGAAGCUGCUCGGGAGUUGUAUGAGGAGCGUAACAAGCAAAAUUCGCCCAACGCGGAGAUCUUUGUAGAUCUGCACGGCCUUCACCCAGACGAAGCUGUUGAGUAUCUGGAGAAAGUACUCCUGGACAACAGUAAGGAAACGCGACCCGUAUACGCCAUUACCGGGACCGGCCACCAUAGUAAGAACGGAAAAGAUAAAGUUGGCAAGGCAAUCAGGAACUUCCUUAACGAGUGGAGAUACGCAUACCGUGAGUUUUCGGUUCCUGGGGACCGGAACAACAUGGGAGGCAUUCUCGGGAUCGACGCCAGGAGCUGGGACAAGUCUCUUGCAAGAGAGGGUUCAAAGGACAAGGAGGAAUCGAAGGAGGACGUGGAUAUCCUAAGCCAAGGAGUUGAAAUUGGGGACGGAAAAGUUAGGCUCCUCGUCCGUGACCCUCCUAAGGGACCUAGCAACAGGGCACGGUGACUAGUAGCAGAUGAUAUCGUGAAUAAAGCAAGUUGAAAUGUUUUUUAUAAUAGCGUCUUGGACUUAUUUAGGGGCCCGGUGACUAUCUAACUUAGGUAUUACUUGCAAUAGCCGAUA
Daldinia caldariorum is the source of this 2673-nucleotide messenger RNA. RefSeq lists its product as uncharacterized. NCBI's taxonomy places the organism in Eukaryota, Fungi, Ascomycota, Sordariomycetes, Xylariales, Hypoxylaceae. The transcript is spliced from 3 exons. Gene Ontology annotation, cellular component: nucleus. Bases 370 to 2556 code for a protein of 728 amino acids. Gene Ontology annotation, biological process: negative regulation of DNA-templated transcription. Gene Ontology annotation, molecular function: RNA binding; metal ion binding. The record is from RefSeq and is a predicted model, not a curated record.